AUGACUCCACCAACUAUGUUACAAACUACCACGACUGAGACAUUCCACUUGACUCCAAGUGGAAACCGUCAAAUCAAUUUGAAAUCCAAUGCGGCUAAUGGCGAGGUUAAAUUUGCUGACUGGGAAAAAUUUCAAUUUGCUCCAAUUAGAGAAUCAACUGUUUCCAGAGCAAUGACCAGGAGGUACUUUGCUGACUUGGACAAAUACACAGAAUCAGACGUUGUUAUUGUUGGUGCUGGAUCUGCUGGUUUAUCUGCUGCAUAUGUUUUGGCCAAGAACAGACCGGAUUUAAAGAUUGCUAUUAUUGAGGCAUCAGUUUCCCCAGGUGGUGGCUGUUGGUUGGGUGGUCAAUUGUUCUCGGCCAUGGUGUUGAGAAAGCCAGCUGACCAGUUCUUGGACAACUUGGGUGUUGCUUAUGAAGACGAAGGUGAUUACGUUGUCGUCAAGCACGCUGCUUUAUUCAUGUCAACCUUACUUUCAAAGGUUUUGCAGUUCCCCAAUGUCAAAUUGUUUAAUGCCACCGCUGUUGAGGAUCUAAUUACAAGACGUGAUGAAUCCACUGGGGAGUUGAGAAUUGCUGGUGUUGUCACCAACUGGACAUUGGUUGCAUUGAACCAUGACACUCAAUCAUGUAUGGACCCAAAUACCAUCAACUGUAACGUGGUUUUGUCUACUACUGGCCACGAUGGUCCUUUUGGUGCCUUCUCUGCUAAGAGAUUGGAGGAGUUGGGAAAAGCUCCAAAGGACAUCACCGUUGGGUUCAAACCUAGCGGUGAGCAACAGCCAACACAAACCAACUCUGCAUCUGUUUUUGAAUUGGGAGGCAUGAGAGGUCUUGACAUGAACAAAGCAGAAGAUGCCAUUGUCAAAGGAACAAGAGAAAUUGUUCCCGGUUUGGUGAUUGCUGGUAUGGAAUUGGCUGAAGUUGAUGGUUCCAACAGAAUGGGGCCUACUUUCGGAGCCAUGGCUCUCUCCGGGGUCAAAGCCGCAGAAUCUGUGUUGAAUGCAAUUGACAUCAGACAGAAGCAAAACCAAACUUGCUACGGUGGUUUAAAAGCCUGA
Messenger RNA from Lodderomyces orthopsilosis Co 90-125, 1062 nucleotides. RefSeq names its product thiamine thiazole synthase (gene THI4). The record is from RefSeq and is a predicted model, not a curated record. Bases 1 to 1062 code for a protein of 353 amino acids. The transcript has a single exon. Gene Ontology annotation, biological process: thiamine biosynthetic process. Lineage: Eukaryota; Fungi; Ascomycota; Pichiomycetes; Serinales; Debaryomycetaceae.